Molecule: messenger RNA, 4004 nt
Organism: Loxodonta africana (African savanna elephant)
Lineage: Eukaryota; Metazoa; Chordata; Mammalia; Proboscidea; Elephantidae
Gene: TIGD3
Product: tigger transposable element derived 3
Exons: 1
Coding region: 633-2048 (471 amino acids)
Cellular component (GO): nucleus
Molecular function (GO): DNA binding
Source: RefSeq, a predicted model, not a curated record
CCUCGCCCUUUGUCGCCUGUGCACCUGCCUCCUCGGCCCUGGCUCCCACUUGCUCUCUACAUCGGCCCUUACCCCCAGGACCCAGCACCAAAUUCGACUUACUCCUUCAGCCCCCAGCCGUCCGUCCCCCUUUGUCGCCUGUGCACCUGUCACCUCAACUCUCUUCACACAUACAGACCCAUGUUCAUCCAGAAAUCCAGCUCAGGCUGUCACUGCCCCUUCUUCCCAGCUGUGAUGGUCCCCUACACCUGCCCACUCACCCCCAGCCCCAGGUCCUCCCCCAGCCAUGCUCCUUUGUUGUCGCCGCAGCUGGCCCCAGGCUCUAUUCAUCCUUCUCCCCUAGUGAUGCCAAACGGCAGGCCAGGCCGCCUCCCUCUGACCAGACACCUCCCAGCUCUGCUGUGCCAUCGCCUGGGGCCAGUGCCCAGCCCACUCCUCGCUUGGCCCAGCCUCCUCACCUCUAUCCACUGUGAGCCUCUUCCACCCCCCGCGGUCCAGUCUUCUCUGAUGCCCUCACCAGCCCAGCCCCCAACCUCAUCACCCUCUCCUGACUGCGCCCCGCUCCCAUCUCCUGGCCUCAGCCUCCGGACCCCUCUGAUCACUUCCUCCUCCACAGGGGCAGUCGAGAAGCCAUGGAGCUAAGCAGCAAGAAGAAGCUGCACGCCCUGUCCCUGGCUGAGAAGAUCCAGGUGCUGGAACUCCUGGAUGAGUCCAAGAUGUCCCAGUCAGAAGUGGCCCGGCGCUUCCAGGUGUCCCAGCCCCAGAUCUCACGUAUCUGCAAGAAUAAGGAGAAGCUGCUGGCCGACUGGUGCAGCGGCACUGCUAACCGGGAGCGGAAGCGCAAGCGAGAGUCCAAGUACAGUAGCAUCGACGAGGCCCUGCUCUGCUGGUACCACAUCGCCCGGGCCAAGACCUGGGACGUGACGGGGCCCAUGCUGCUCCACAAAGCCAAGGAGCUGGCUGACCUCAUGGGCCAAGACUUCGUGCCCAGCAUCGGCUGGCUGGUCCGCUGGAAACGCCGAAAUAAUGUCGGCUUUGGGGCCCGCCACAUCCUCUCACCUCCGUUUUCCACAGAGCCACCCCCUCUAGUGCUCCCGCCCCAGUCCCAGCCCCCUCUUUCCCUGAAAGACUUCUCCCCAGAGGACGUUUUUGGCUGUGCUGAGGUGCCCUUGCUCUAUCGGGCAGUGCCUGGUAGAGUGGGUGCAUGUGAUCAAGUUCGGGUGCUGCUCUGUGCCAACAGCAGGGGCACGGAGAAGCGUCGGGUACUGGUGGGGGGGCACCAGGCCUCCCCGAGAUGCUUCUUUGGGGUCAGCAGUGAGGCCCUGCCUGCCUCCUACCACCCCGAGCUGGGCAUCCCCUGGACGGAGUGGUUGGCACAGUUUGACCGGGACAUGGGGCGUCAGGGCCGCCAGGUAGCCUUGCUGCUAGCCGCGCGUGUGGUAGAGGAGUGGGCAGGCUUGCCCGGGCUCUGCCACGUGCGCCUCUUACCUCUGGCCACCACCAGCACCCCUCCUUCCCUGCCCAGCUCUGUGGUGCGGGCCUUUAAGGCCCAUUACCGACGCCGGCUGUUGGGCAAGCUAGCUGCGGUUCAAAGUGAGAAGGAUGGCACCUCUCUGGCUGAGGCCGGGGUGGGCAUCACAGUGCUGGACGCUCUGCACCUGGCCGCAGCGGCUUGGGCCAAGGUAUCUCCUCAGCUCAUUCUCACCAGCUUCGUUCAGGAAGGGCUGGCCCCAGGCAAAACACUGCUGUCCCCAGACAGAGCCCCUGCAGUGGCGCCAGUCCCCAGCGGGCUAAGCCUGGAGGAGUUUUCCCGCUUCGUGGACCUGGAGGGCGAGGAGCCAGGCCCUGGACUGUGCAAAGAGGAGACAAGCACUGAGGAUGCAGGAGGGCGCCGAGAGGGCGGCUUGGAGCCCCUGCCCACCAAGGCCGAUGCCCUCCGCGCCCUGGGCACGUUGAGGAGAUGGCUUGAGUGCAACAGCACCUCCUCAGAGCUCUUCGAGAAAUUCUACGACUGCGAGGAGGAGGUAGAACGGCUCUGCUGCCUGUGAAGUCCACUUGGCUGUUCGCCGUGUUCCCUCCUCUCCUGUUUCCCAUGGAAACGCCCCCGUUCUCCUGGAAGCAGACGGGGCUGGUCCCUUUCCCAUGGAAAAAGCAGAUUUUUUGAAAAGAGUAGAAGGAAGAGAAGUUGGGAUAUCAAGUCUAAGCUCUAGAUGAAAGCCGUUCAGACUCUGAGAAAGGGGAGUCUAAAAACAGGCUGUUAGGGUAGUGAAUCUAGGCUCUGUAGUGUCUAAACCCUGCUGGAAAGUUCUAGAGCCUGAGAGAACGAGAGUCCAGGGAGGCUGGGACUUGAAAAGGCGGAAUCUGGGCUUUACAGUCAGACCGAUCCCUUGAACUCUGUGUUAAAAAACAGUUCCGCUUCUGGAAAUAAAAGUUUUUUAAUGAGAGAAGAGGCCAGGAUGCAUUUCCAUGGAAGAAGGGUGAAACCAGUCGACUCAGAUUUUAAAAGUCGGUUGCUGACAGCUGCUGCAGUGCUGGGUGACCAGCAGGGGUUCUCCUCGUCAAAUUCCAGAAGGAGGGGCUCUCAGGGAACGGGGACUCCUCCUCGGCCCCUAGUGAGAAGUGAAGCUUAAGGACAGACAGACCUUGGGGUAUUGUCGAGGGCAUUCCGCUGCCUUGAUAAUUUCACUCUUGGACUUCGGUGGUGGGGGUGGUAUCUGAGGAAGGAGGGGUGGCAGGCCAGGGACAUGUCAGAACAGCAGAAGGAGCCAGAACCUGGAAAAGUCAUUCAUUCAUCCUCUUCAUUCAUUUGUUCACUUCACACUGUCUCUUCAGCAAAGGCCAAGCUGGCAUUUCUGCCAGUCAGGACUCGCAGUCGGUGACAGUGGAGCGUGAUUCAGGGCUGUGGUAAAGGCAUUGCAAGGUGCUGUGACCCCAUCAAGCCUGGGGAGCCUCACGCAGGAGCCCUUUGAGCUACAGCUGUGAGGACAGACAGAGAAGGGGUGUGAAGGGUGCUCCGCACCAAGGGAGCAGAGGUGACUGGGGUGAAGGAGCAGAGUGGGCGACAAGGGGAAGAGCCUGUAGCCCACCAAGCUUAGUGCAGGGACAACUAUUUCCUGGAGUUGAAUGGUAACGCAGAUAGUGCCGGGGGUCAGAGAUGUGAGGCCUGGAGGCAGAGACUCUGACACUGGUCCAGGUAAGAGGUGGUAAAGCCUGAGCCAGAUGGUGGGAGCAGGGUGGGGAGGGAACUGUCACCUGGAAGGACAUGGGCCUCAGACACAGAUUCUGGCUGGCGAGGAGUCCAGCUCCAGGCCGUAAUCCAAUGUGUGAUCUUUCAGGCCUGGCCACAGGCAAUUACAAGGCUUUGCCUGGCAGGCCCCAUACUGGAAGCUGCCCUCCCCAACCCAGCCUUGGUGCCCAGCCAGUAGGUUGCAGUUUUCAGCGGAGUUGCAGUCAGGGACUCGGUGCCCCUCACCCCCACCACGCUCAUACGCACAUUGCACUCCUAGCCUGGUGCCUCCAUUCAGAGCCCUCCUUACGGGCCUUGGCUGAGACACUUCUCUUCAUCUUGACUCGGUACUUUCCUGGUUCUAGCCCUCCCGCCAUCUUUCCUCCUGGCCCAGGGGUGUCUAAAGAGGCAGGAGCUUUUGGUCAGGCUCCUAGGCUGUGCUGCAUGUCAUCUGACCCUCGCCCAGUGUCCUUCCUGAGGAGUUGGCGCCUCUUUUCGCCUCUCACACUGUGGCAGUAAGUGAAUAAAGACUGGAUUGUUACUUUCAGUGUGGCUCCUUGUCCUAAUUGACCACCUCAACACCUGGCAGCUCACUGCUAAACAGUUAUGAGGCCUCCUGCUGGUCUUCGUCUUCUAGCCCAAGACCUCAAAUCCUUUAGCUCUUCCUCCCAGACUCUGUUCUUCCUACUCUAUUCAUUUAAAUUUCUCUUUUCUGACAUCGUUCCAGCUCUGACGUCUCUCUUUAAAAAUGUCAAAACCAAAGUUACACCAGCUCUGA